CUGCAGUGUCUUUAAAAAAAAAAAAACAAACCCACAAAAAAACUGUUUUGGGAAAUGUGCUGUGAUUUAAAAAGGAGGUUUUUGCUCCUCUAUGCAACACAAAAAGGGCAGGCAAAAGCCAUAGCUGAGGAAAUAUGGCAGCAGGCAGGUGCCCAUGGAUUUGAAGCUGAUAUGCACUGUAUGAGUGAAAUGGACAAGUAUAACCUGGAAACAGAAAAGGAUCCUGUAGUUAUUGUUAUUUCCACUACUGGUACUGGAGACCCACCAGACACUGCCCGCAAGUUUGUAAAGAAAAUUCAAGACAGAACCUUGCCACCUGAUCAUUUUGCACAUCUCCAGUAUGGACUGCUAGGUCUGGGAGAUUCAGAGUAUAUAUUCUUCUGUAAUGGUGGAAAGACAGUAGACCGAGGACUUCAAGAACUUGGAGCCCGGCACUUCUAUGACACAGGAUUAGCAGAUGAUUGUGUAGGUUUGGAAUUAGUGGUUGAUCCUUGGAUUGAUGGACUUUGGUGUGCUCUCAAGGAAGUAUUUCUGUUGCAGAAAGAAAAAGAAGGCAUGAACAGUGUUGUCGAUGCUGUUUCAAGCUCUCUCUCUGCAGCCCCACGUGUGCAGGAGCUAAACUUAACCUCCAAAGUACAGAACUUGAAGCUAGAAGAUGAGGGAGUGAGGAGUUCUGAUGUUCUGUCACAGAAACUGGUUGACAUCAGUCUUGUGGAUUCAAGUAGAGACACUGAACCUUCACUUGUUCGUUCUGUCCCUCCUGUCUCUCAGUCUGCUCUUAAUAUUCCUGCCUUGCCACCAGAAUAUAUAGAGGUGCAGUUUCAGGACACCCAUGGUGAGAAUCCACAUUUGUCCUCACUGAUUUCAGAGGGAACAACCUUUGAAGUGCCAGUUACAAAAGCAGUUCAACUCACUAGAGAAGAUGCAAUAAAAACAGCCUUACUCUUAGAACUUGAUAUUGCAGAUACAGUCUUUGACUAUCAACCUGGAGAUGCCUUCUGCGUAAUGUGUCCCAACAAUGUCAGUGAGGUAGAAGAACUUCUUUGUAUCUUGGGACUUUCUGAAAAAGGAGAGAACUUUGUUUGUGUAAAGGUUAAGCAGGACACUAAAAAGAAAGGAGCAGCUCGUCCACAACACAUCCCUGAAAGAAGCACUCUGAAAUUCAUUCUAACCUGGUGCUUGGAAAUAAGAGCAAUUCCCAAAAAGGCAUUUUUGCGAGCUCUUGUAGAAUGUACGAGUGAUGCAGGAGAAAAACGGAGGCUUCAAGAGCUUUGCAGCAGACAAGGAGCCUCUGAUUACACACGCUUUAUUAGAGAUGCUAAUGUUUCUUUGCUGGAUUUACUCCAUGCUUUUCCAAGCUGCAAGCCUUCAGUUAACAUGUUCAUUG
Molecule: messenger RNA, 1387 nt
Organism: Nestor notabilis (Kea)
Lineage: Eukaryota; Metazoa; Chordata; Aves; Psittaciformes; Psittacidae
Gene: MTRR
Product: 5-methyltetrahydrofolate-homocysteine methyltransferase reductase
Exons: 8
Biological process (GO): homocysteine metabolic process
Cellular component (GO): cytosol
Molecular function (GO): flavin adenine dinucleotide binding; FMN binding; [methionine synthase] reductase (NADPH) activity
Source: RefSeq, a predicted model, not a curated record